AUGACGCCCAGAGACUUCCCCGAGGAGGCGGCGCCCCUGCGCGACGGACUUGUGGUGCGGGCAAGCCAGCAGAUAUGGAAAGAAUUGGUGAAGGAAGCCAGCAGAUCCGACUUGUCGUGCAAGGAAGAAGACGGGAAGUUCCAGACGCAUGGCGGCGUCAAGGACGAAGACAUGAUAAAGUGGGCGAAGACAGGCCACAACAUCAUCGAUAGUUGCGGGAAGGUAAUCGAGAAAGAGAUCUAUAUCAUAGCGGACAUGUUCUGGCUCUCAUCGUCGAAGAGGAAGACGCAGUGGGACGUGCACAAGCAGGAACGGGAUGCGAAGGAGCAGCGGCUCCAGGCCAUCGACGAGAGGCGCAAGAAGCGGAGCGCCGCUUGCAGCAGCCUGCAGACCCCAGCUCAGGCGGCCAACUGGAUCAGCCGAGCCAGCCCGUCAUUGCGGCUGGCGGGGGCUGCUGUGCAGGCGCGGCGCCACCGCCGCAGCAGCCCUGGCAGGGGCCGCCGUCGCCGCAGGCGGGGCCGCAGCAGGCGCAGCCGCAGCAGGAGGCCGACGACAGCGGCGGCUGGUUCGGGAGCUGGUGGCCGCGGGCAGAGGGCCAGCCGCAGGUCCCGGCCCCGGCCGCGAGCUCCCAGGCCCUCGGGCCGCCGAGCCCCGACCGCCACUCGCAGGCCCACCACUGGAUCAUAUGGGGCGGCCGGCGGGCCGCCGCCGCCCCCGCCACCGCCGCGCGGGCACUCGCUUGGGCAGAUCUCCGAGCAGUCGCCCGUGCUGUCGCAGGCCCGGUCCAUGCAGUCCGCGCACUCCAUGCAGAGCCAGCAGUCCGCGUACUCCGUGCAUUCCGCUGCCUACCUCACGCCGCAGAGCCAGCAGAGCCUGGCGUCUGCGGGCGCCGAGCAGCUGCAGCGCUCCCGACCAGGCUCCUUGUCGUCGAUGGCGUACGUGCCCUCCUCGCCGUCCUAG
This is a messenger RNA of Prorocentrum cordatum, 960 nucleotides long. The record is from the annotation of a GenBank genome assembly. Lineage: Eukaryota; Dinophyceae; Prorocentrales; Prorocentraceae.